This is a messenger RNA of Rotaria sordida, 426 nucleotides long. NCBI's taxonomy places the organism in Eukaryota, Metazoa, Rotifera, Eurotatoria, Philodinida, Philodinidae. The record is from the annotation of a GenBank genome assembly.
AUGUCUCAUCAUUGGUUAUUGUUAUCAAUAUUUCUAACAAUUUUCUUAUUACAAAUAUCAUAUCUUCAUUCUAUUUCAAUAAAUUCUGAUAUAAAUAAUCAUAUUAUUGAUGAAAAUUAUGAUAAUCAAAAUAUAAAAAAUAUUCUACUUCAUCUAAUUAAAAAUACUCUUAAUGAAUCAAAUCCAUAUAAACAAACAAUUUUACUCAAUCAAUUACGUGAAUAUCUCAAUCGUAUGUGUGUUUUUGGUUUAUUUGGAUCAUCACGUGCUCAUGCAUGUCAAAAUGUAGUUGAUAUAAUUAAUCAACUUGAUAGAAAUGAUGAAAAUAAUGUUACAUUUAAUGAUGAUAAUACAAAUAAUGAAAAUCAUGAUAUACAAAAACGUUUCUUUUGUAAUGGUUUUAUUGGUUGUAAACAUUCUGGUUGA